Talpa occidentalis (Iberian mole) is the source of this 9242-nucleotide messenger RNA. It is a transcript of the gene TENM3, whose product is annotated as teneurin transmembrane protein 3. Gene Ontology annotation, molecular function: protein heterodimerization activity; cell adhesion molecule binding; protein homodimerization activity. Gene Ontology annotation, biological process: signal transduction; heterophilic cell-cell adhesion; neuron development. The transcript has 38 exons. Lineage: Eukaryota; Metazoa; Chordata; Mammalia; Eulipotyphla; Talpidae. Gene Ontology annotation, cellular component: neuron projection; membrane. The record is from RefSeq and is a predicted model, not a curated record. The coding region runs from base 1107 to 9206 and encodes 2699 amino acids.
UAACUGGUGGGCGUUCCUUUUUUGAACAGUGCCCAUACCCUUGAUGUCUGCAGUGUCACCUUUCUUGUAGAUUCACACGUAUGGGUCCAGAUGAAGCUCUAGAGAAAACACAGCAGACUUGAAUACAGUGAUCAUGUAAAUUAGAGAAAAGAGCUAAAAAUAACUCUGGAUAUACUUCUCAUGCGAUACUUAUUCUGAAUGAAGCAUUAAGGUCGCUAAUAGAGGUGUAUUGCUUGUCUGAUGGUUCCUGUUUUUCACAUCCUCACCUGCACUGGGUGGUGUCACUGUUCUAGAUGGCCAUUCUUAUAAAGGCAAUUUGCUGCUGGUAGUGUGUUUCCCUUCCAAAAGGCAAUAACUUCAAGUUCUUGUGGUGGAUAUAGAUUUCUGCUGCACAGAAAUAACAGUUUCAGAUUCCUUCUCUACGAGAACAUGGAAAAUUAGAAUGAGAGUCACAGACACCAUAAACAAAAGUAGCUCAAACAAUCCAUUCUAAGGCUGCUGACGGCAUUUCAUUCUUUUGGCUUCUAGAUUCCUUGCCAAGCAAGAGUGUUUCUUAAGAAGAGCUGCUUCCUAAGACGGCGAAGUGGCCACAGCUCUCCUUGCUGGUGGAGCCAAAGGGCACCGGACCCUGAGUUGGUUGGCAGCUGGACUAUCUGGACAGGAGCGGUCUCCCGGGAAGACACAGCAAAGUCCUUAGGUAGAAAGAUGGCUCUGCUGAGAUGAGCUCUUAAUUAAUGCACUGAGAGCUUAUGAGUCCCACCUCUCAACAGGAAUGAUUGACGUCCAAGGAUACAUAAAUUACACUAAUUGAGCUCUGCCUCUACAUAGGCUUUCUGCAGCCAACUCAUCAGAGAAGCUAGGUGCGGGCCACCACCAGGAUCUUCGCUUAGCAUCUCCAUGAGCAAACUGCCACACACUUGAGAGAGAAAACACCUUUUGGGGAUCUUGCUCUUGGAAGAGAAAAAAAAAGCAACUUAGAAUUUCCGUGUAAGCAAAACAACUGAAGACCUCCUUCAAGAAGAAGAGAAGAGAAGAGAGGCCAAUGAGAGUUGAACCCUGAGCAGACUGUACCAACCAGGGCUGAUGAGCACACAGAGGAAUGAAGUAUGGAUGUGAAGGAACGUAGGCCUUACUGCUCCCUCACCAAAAGCAGACGGGAAAAAGAGCGGCGGUAUACAAAUUCCUCAGCAGACAAUGAGGAAUGCAGAGUCCCUACGCAGAAGUCUUACAGUUCCAGCGAAACCUUGAAAGCUUUUGAUCAUGAUUCCUCACGGCUGCUUUAUGGAAACAGAGUAAAGGAUUUGGUUCACAGAGAAGCAGACGAGUACACCAGACAAGGACAGAAUUUUACCCUAAGGCAGUUAGGAGUUUGUGAACCAGCAAAUCGAAGAGGACUGGCAUUUUGUGCGGAAAUGGGGCUUCCCCACAGAGGUUACUCUAUCAGUGCAGGGUCAGAUGCUGACACUGAAAAUGAAGCAGUGAUGUCCCCAGAGCAUGCCAUGAGACUGUGGGGCAGGGGGGUCAAAUCGGGCCGCAGCUCCUGCCUGUCCAGUCGGUCCAACUCGGCCCUCACCCUGACAGACACGGAGCAUGAGAACAAGUCGGACAGUGAGAGCGAGCAACCUGCAAACAAUCAAGGCCAGUCCGCCCUGCAGCCUCUGCCACCCUCCCAUAAGCAGCACUCCGCACAGCAUCAUCCAUCCAUCACUUCUCUCAAUAGAAACUCCCUGACCAACAGAAGGAGCCAGAGUCCGGCCCCGCCGGCUGCUUUGCCCGCCGAGCUGCAAACCACACCCGAGUCCGUCCAGCUGCAGGACAGCUGGGUCCUUGGCAGUAAUGUACCACUGGAAAGCAGGCAUUUCCUAUUCAAAACAGGAACAGGGACGACGCCGCUGUUCAGUACUGCAACCCCAGGAUACACGAUGGCAUCUGGCUCUGUCUACUCGCCGCAUACUCGGCCACUCCCUAGAAACACCCUAUCAAGAAGCGCUUUUAAAUUCAAGAAAUCUUCCAAGUACUGUAGCUGGAAAUGCACCGCGCUGUGCGCCGUAGGGGUGUCCGUGCUCCUGGCAAUACUCCUCUCCUAUUUUAUAGCAAUGCAUCUCUUUGGCCUCAACUGGCAGUUACAGCAGAGUGAAAAUGAUACAUUUGAGAAUGGAAAAGUGAAUUCUGAUACCAUGCCAACCAACACUGUGUCAUUGCCUUCUGGCGACAACGGAAAAUUAGGUGGAUUUACACAAGAAAAUAACACCAUAGAUUCUGGAGAACUUGAUAUUGGCCGAAGAGCAAUUCAAGAGAUUCCUCCCGGGAUCUUCUGGAGAUCACAGCUCUUUAUUGAUCAGCCACAGUUUCUUAAAUUCAAUAUCUCUCUUCAGAAGGAUGCAUUGAUUGGAGUAUACGGCCGAAAAGGCUUACCACCUUCCCAUACUCAGUACGACUUUGUCGAGCUCCUGGAUGGCAGCAGGCUGAUCGCAAGAGAGCAGCGGAACCUGCUGGAAGCCGAGAGAGCAGGGCGGCAGGCGAGGUCCGUCAGCCUGCACGAGGCCGGCUUCAUCCAGUACUUGGACUCUGGAAUCUGGCAUCUGGCUUUUUAUAACGAUGGGAAAAAUGCGGAGCAGGUGUCUUUUAAUACCAUUGUGAUAGAGUCAGUGGUAGAAUGCCCCCGAAAUUGCCAUGGGAAUGGAGAGUGUGUUUCUGGAACUUGCCAUUGCUUUCCAGGAUUUCUAGGUCCGGAUUGUUCAAGAGCGGCCUGCCCGGUGCUGUGCAGCGGCAACGGCCAGUACUCCAAAGGCCGCUGCCUCUGUUUCAGCGGCUGGAAGGGCACCGAGUGUGACGUGCCCACCACCCAGUGCAUCGACCCCCAGUGCGGGGGGCGUGGGAUCUGCAUCAUGGGCUCUUGUGCUUGCAACUCGGGAUACAAAGGAGAAAACUGCGAAGAAGCGGACUGUCUCGAUCCCGGAUGUUCAAAUCACGGCGUGUGUAUCCACGGGGAAUGCCACUGCAGCCCCGGAUGGGGCGGCAACAAUUGUGAAAUCCUCAAGACCAUGUGUCCCGACCAGUGCUCUGGCCACGGCACGUACCUCCAAGAAAGUGGCUCCUGUACCUGUGACCCCAACUGGACCGGCCCAGACUGCUCCAAUGAAAUCUGUUCCGUGGACUGCGGCUCACAUGGCGUUUGCAUGGGGGGCACGUGUCGCUGUGAGGAAGGCUGGACGGGCCCGGCGUGUAACCAGAGAGCCUGCCACCCGCGCUGCGCGGAGCACGGCACCUGCAGGGACGGCAAGUGUGAAUGCAGCCAGGGCUGGAACGGAGAGCACUGCACGAUCGAGGGCUGUCCCGGUCUGUGCAACAGCAAUGGAAGGUGUACCCUGGACCAAAACGGCUGGCAUUGUGUUUGCCAGCCCGGCUGGAGAGGCGCGGGAUGUGACGUAGCCAUGGAGACCCUCUGCACGGACAGCAAAGACAAUGAAGGAGAUGGACUCACUGACUGCAUGGACCCUGAUUGCUGUUUGCAAAGCUCCUGCCAAAAUCAACCCUACUGUCGCGGGUUGCCUGACCCUCAGGAUAUCAUCAGCCAGAGUUUACAGUCACCAUCUCAGCAAGCUGCCAAAUCCUUCUACGAUCGAAUCAGCUUUCUUAUAGGAUCUGAUAGCACCCAUGUUAUACCUGGAGAAAGUCCUUUCAAUAAGAGUCUUGCAUCCGUCAUCAGAGGCCAAGUACUCACUGCUGAUGGAACGCCACUCAUCGGUGUCAAUGUCUCAUUUUUCCAUUACCCGGAAUAUGGCUACACCAUUACCCGCCAGGAUGGAAUGUUUGACUUGGUGGCAAAUGGGGGAGCUUCUCUGACCUUGGUGUUUGAGAGAUCCCCAUUCCUCACUCAGUAUCAUACGGUGUGGAUUCCCUGGAAUGUGUUUUAUGUGAUGGACACCCUAGUCAUGAAGAAAGAAGAGAAUGACAUUCCCAGCUGUGACCUGAGUGGAUUUGUGAGGCCAAAUCCUAUCAUUGUGUCAUCACCUUUAUCUACCUUUUUCAGAUCUUCCCCUGAAGACAGUCCCAUUAUUCCUGAAACACAGGUGCUCCACGAAGAAACCACGAUUCCAGGAACAGACUUGAAACUUUCCUACUUGAGCUCCAGGGCUGCAGGCUAUAAGUCUGUCCUCAAGAUCACCAUGACCCAGUCGGUGAUACCGUUUAACUUAAUGAAGGUUCACCUCAUGGUUGCUGUGGUAGGAAGACUCUUCCAGAAGUGGUUUCCCGCCUCCCCGAACUUGGCCUACACUUUCAUAUGGGAUAAAACAGAUGCGUAUAAUCAGAAGGUGUAUGGUCUGUCUGAAGCUGUUGUGUCCGUCGGAUACGAGUAUGAGUCGUGUUUGGACCUGACCCUGUGGGAAAAGAGGACCGCCAUUUUGCAAGGCUAUGAACUGGAUGCAUCCAACAUGGGUGGUUGGACUUUAGAUAAACAUCAUGUUCUGGAUGUUCAGAACGGAAUCCUGUACAAAGGAAAUGGGGAGAAUCAGUUCAUCUCCCAACAACCUCCCGUGGUCAGCAGCAUCAUGGGCAAUGGACGCAGGCGCAGUAUCUCGUGCCCCAGUUGCAAUGGCCAGGCUGAUGGUAAUAAACUCUUGGCCCCGGUCGCGUUAGCUUGUGGCAUCGAUGGCAGCCUGUACGUAGGGGAUUUCAACUAUGUUCGGCGCAUAUUCCCUUCUGGAAAUGUAACCAGCGUUUUAGAACUAAGCAGCAACCCAGCCCACAGAUACUACCUUGCAACUGACCCAGUCACAGGAGAUCUGUAUGUUUCUGACACGAACACCCGCAGGAUUUAUCGCCCAAAGUCACUGACGGGUGCAAAAGACUUAACCAAAAAUGCCGAAGUGAUUGCGGGGACCGGGGAGCAGUGCCUUCCAUUUGAUGAAGCCAGAUGUGGGGACGGAGGGAAGGCAGUGGAAGCAACGCUCAUGAGUCCCAAAGGAAUGGCGAUUGAUAAGAAUGGAUUAAUCUACUUUGUGGAUGGCACCAUGAUCAGGAAAGUCGAUCAGAAUGGAAUCAUAUCGACUCUCUUGGGCUCCAACGACCUGACCUCAGCCCGACCUUUGACCUGCGACACCAGCAUGCACAUCAGCCAGGUGCGUCUGGAGUGGCCCACUGACCUGGCCAUUAACCCGAUGGAUAACUCCAUUUACGUCCUGGAUAAUAAUGUGGUUUUACAGAUCACUGAAAACCGCCAGGUCCGCGUCGCUGCUGGCCGGCCCAUGCACUGCCAGGUGCCAGGGGUGGAAUAUUCCGUGGGGAAGCACGCGGUUCAGACCACCCUGGAAUCAGCCACUGCCAUCGCGGUGUCCUACAGCGGGGUCCUGUACAUCACGGAGACCGAUGAAAAGAAAAUAAACCGCAUAAGGCAGGUGACCACCGACGGGGAGAUCUCCCUGGUGGCGGGGAUACCCUCGGAGUGUGACUGCAAGAACGAUGCCAACUGUGACUGCUACCAGACCGGAGACGGCUAUGCCAAAGAUGCCAAGCUGAACGCCCCGUCCUCCCUGGCCGCCUCUCCUGACGGGACGCUGUACAUCGCGGACCUGGGAAAUAUCCGCAUCCGGGCCGUGUCCAAGAACAAGCCUCUGCUGAGCUCGAUGAACUUCUAUGAAGUGGCCUCUCCGACGGACCAGGAGCUCUAUAUCUUUGACAUCAACGGCACUCACCAGUACACGGUGAGCCUGGUGACCGGGGACUACCUGUACAACUUCAGCUACAGCAAUGACAACGACAUCACAGCCGUGACAGACAGCAACGGCAACACCCUUCGGAUUCGGCGGGACCCGAAUCGGAUGCCAGUCCGGGUGGUGUCUCCAGAUAACCAAGUGAUAUGGUUGACCAUUGGCACCAAUGGAUGUCUGAAAAGUAUGACGGCCCAGGGCCUCGAGUUAGUUUUGUUCACUUACCACGGCAACAGCGGCCUGUUAGCCACUAAAAGUGAUGAAACUGGAUGGACCACCUUUUUUGACUAUGACAGUGAAGGUCGCCUCACAAAUGUCACCUUCCCCACUGGAGUGGUGACAAAUCUUCAUGGGGACAUGGACAAGGCCAUCACGGUGGACAUCGAGUCAUCCAGCCGAGAAGAGGACGUCAGCAUCACUUCAAAUCUGUCCUCAAUCGAUUCUUUCUACACCAUGGUGCAAGAUCAGUUAAGAAACAGCUACCAGAUUGGUUUUGAUGGCUCCCUGAGGAUCAUCUAUGCCAGUGGCCUGGAUUCUCACUACCAGACAGAGCCCCAUGUCCUGGCUGGCACUGCCAACCCAACAGUCGCCAAGAGGAACAUGACACUACCUGGUGAGAAUGGUCAAAAUUUGGUGGAAUGGAGAUUCCGGAAAGAGCAAGCCCAGGGCAAAGUCAAUGUCUUCGGCCGAAAGCUGCGGGUGAACGGCAGAAACCUCCUUUCGGUUGACUUUGAUCGAACGACAAAGACGGAGAAAAUCUACGACGACCACCGCAAGUUCCUGCUGAGGAUCGCCUACGACACGUCGGGGCACCCCACGCUCUGGCUGCCCAGCAGCAAGCUGAUGGCCGUCAAUGUCACCUACUCGUCCACCGGUCAGAUCGGCAGCAUCCAGCGGGGAACCACCAGCGAGAAAGUGGAUUAUGACAGCCAGGGGAGGAUUGUGUCUCGCGUCUUCGCUGAUGGUAAAACCUGGAGUUACACGUACUUAGAAAAGUCCAUGGUGCUCCUGCUCCACAGCCAGCGGCAGUACAUCUUCGAGUACGACAUGUGGGACCGGCUGUCGGCCAUCACCAUGCCCAGCGUGGCCCGCCACACCAUGCAGACCAUCCGCUCGGUCGGCUACUACCGAAACAUCUACAACCCCCCGGAGAGCAACGCCUCGGUCAUCACCGACUACAACGAGGAGGGGCUGCUCCUGCAGACGGCGUUCUUGGGGACCAGCCGCAGGGUCUUGUUCAAAUACAGAAGGCAGACCCGGCUCUCCGAGAUCCUGUACGACAGCACCCGGGUCAGCUUCACCUACGACGAGACGGCGGGCGUCCUGAAAACCGUGAACCUGCAGAGCGAUGGCUUCAUCUGCACCAUCCGCUACCGGCAGAUCGGGCCCCUGAUCGACAGGCAGAUUUUCCGCUUCAGCGAGGACGGGAUGGUGAACGCCAGGUUCGACUACAGCUACGACAACAGCUUCCGAGUGACCAGCAUGCAGGGCGUCAUCAACGAAACGCCGCUGCCCAUCGACCUCUACCAGUUCGAUGACAUCUCGGGCAAGGUCGAGCAGUUUGGCAAGUUUGGCGUCAUCUACUAUGACAUCAACCAGAUCAUCUCCACCGCCGUGAUGACAUACACCAAGCACUUUGAUGCCCACGGCCGCAUCAAGGAGAUCCAGUACGAGAUCUUCAGGUCACUCAUGUACUGGAUUACAAUUCAAUACGACAACAUGGGCAGGGUGACCAAGAGGGAGAUUAAAAUAGGGCCCUUUGCCAACACCACCAAGUAUGGCUACGAGUAUGACGUGGACGGCCAGCUGCAGACCGUCUAUCUGAAUGAGAAGAUCAUGUGGCGUUACAACUACGACCUGAACGGGAACCUUCACCUGCUGAACCCCAGCAACAGCGCGCGCCUGACACCCCUGCGCUACGACCUUCGGGACAGAAUCACGCGGCUGGGCGACGUCCAGUACCGGCUGGACGAGGACGGCUUCCUGCGGCAGCGGGGCACGGAGAUCUUCGAGUACAGCUCCAAGGGGCUGCUCACCCGCGUCUACAGCAAAGGCAGCGGCUGGACUGUCAUCUACCGAUAUGACGGGCUGGGCAGGCGCGUGUCCAGCAAGACCAGUCUGGGCCAGCAUCUGCAGUUUUUCUAUGCCGACCUCACUUACCCCACCAGGAUUACGCACGUCUACAACCACUCCAGCUCAGAAAUCACCUCUCUCUAUUACGAUCUCCAAGGACACCUUUUUGCCAUGGAAAUCAGCAGUGGGGACGAAUUCUACAUCGCCUGCGAUAACACGGGGACGCCGCUGGCCGUGUUCAGUAGCAACGGGCUUAUGCUCAAGCAGAUUCAGUACACCGCCUACGGGGAGAUCUAUUUUGACUCCAAUAUCGACUUUCAGCUGGUCAUUGGCUUCCACGGGGGCUUAUACGACCCGCUCACAAAAUUAAUCCACUUUGGAGAAAGAGAUUAUGACAUUCUGGCAGGACGAUGGACUACGCCUGACAUAGAAAUCUGGAAAAGAAUCGGGAAGGACCCAGCUCCUUUCAACCUGUAUAUGUUUAGGAAUAACAACCCCGCAAGCAAGAUCCACGAUGUGAAAGACUACAUCACAGAUGUUAACAGCUGGCUGGUGACAUUUGGCUUCCAUCUGCACAAUGCUAUUCCUGGAUUCCCUGUUCCCAAAUUUGAUUUAACGGAGCCUUCAUACGAGCUAGUGAAGAGUCAGCAGUGGGAUGAUGUGCCGCCCAUCUUCGGAGUCCAGCAACAAGUGGCGCGGCAGGCCAAGGCCUUCCUGUCCCUGGGGAAGAUGGCCGAGGUCCAGGUGAGCCGGCGCCGGGGCGGUGGCGCGCAGUCGUGGCUGUGGUUCGCCACGGUCAAGUCGCUGAUCGGCAAGGGCGUGAUGCUGGCGGUGAGCCAGGGCCGCGUGCAGACCAACGUGCUCAACAUCGCCAACGAGGACUGCAUCAAGGUGGCCGCCGUGCUCAACAACGCCUUCUACCUGGAGAACCUGCACUUCACCAUCGAGGGGAAGGACACGCACUACUUCAUCAAGACCACCACGCCCGAGAGCGACCUGGGCACGCUGCGGCUGACCAGCGGCCGCAAGGCCCUGGAGAACGGCAUCAACGUGACCGUGUCGCAGUCCACCACGGUGGUCAACGGCAGGACUCGCAGGUUCGCCGACGUGGAGAUGCAGUUCGGGGCGCUGGCGCUGCACGUGCGCUACGGCAUGACCCUGGACGAGGAGAAGGCGCGCAUCCUGGAGCAGGCGCGCCAGCGCGCGCUCGCCCGGGCCUGGGCGCGCGAGCAGCAGCGGGUGCGGGAUGGCGAGGAGGGCGCGCGCCUCUGGACGGAGGGCGAGAAGAGGCAGCUGCUGAGCGCCGGCAAGGUGCAGGGCUACGAUGGGUACUACGUACUCUCGGUGGAGCAGUACCCCGAGCUGGCCGACAGCGCCAACAACAUCCAGUUCCUCCGACAAAGCGAGAUCGGCAAGAGGUAACCCCCUGCACCCCCCAGGCUGCCGGAGGCGCGGCCA